Morus notabilis is the source of this 3406-nucleotide messenger RNA. Its product is annotated as protein BREAST CANCER SUSCEPTIBILITY 2 homolog B. Gene Ontology annotation, biological process: double-strand break repair via homologous recombination; regulation of DNA-templated transcription. Lineage: Eukaryota; Viridiplantae; Streptophyta; Magnoliopsida; Rosales; Moraceae. The coding region runs from base 1 to 3390 and encodes 1129 amino acids. The transcript has 19 exons. The record is from RefSeq and is a predicted model, not a curated record.
AUGACGUCGUGGCAGAUAAUUUCCGGCUACGGGAACAGCUUCCGGUGGGAAAUCACCGGCCAAGACUUCGGAGCCGAACCCGAAGACGAACGGAGUGAUUUUCCCCAAUCUCAUGUACAGAAAGCGUACAACUCGAGCUCGCGUCUUUCUUCAAUGACUGACCUUUUGCUUCAAGGAUGUUCGAAGCUUCUGGAGGAUGAUAAUGAUGAAGAUGUCGAGAAAACUCCGUUGUUCAAAACUGGACUGGGAAGAUUUGUUCCGGUGAAACAGUCUUCCAUUACCAAGGCAUUGUCGGUUCUUGGCGACGAUUCUGUAACUGAUACAGGUCAAAUUCAAGCUAGGGAUAAUGUAUGUGAUUUCCCUAAUUCCCUUUUCCAGACGGGCUCUGGGAAAAAGGUUAAUAUUUCUUCAGAUGGUCUAGCCAGAGCAAAGACCUUGUUGGGAUUGGUCGAAGAGAGUGACCCUUGCAAUUUUCAGGGUUUUCGAAAUUCGAGGAAGUCAUCUAAUAUUGACUCUAGUUUUGGGUGGCCAAACAUAUCUAAUUUUGAAAAAGGAGAGGGUGUCAAUCAUUUUGGAACUGUGCACAGUGCCUCAGGUCCAAGAUCUUCGCCAAUUUGUAGGACUGAUAUAGGUCACAGUAGAUUCGGAAACGAAGCAAAGCAACCCACACACUCCAGAAUGCCUAAUUCAGCUACUACACCGUCCCCAAUUAAGUUCCAGACAGCGGGUGGAAGAUCCAUAUCUGUCUCAAGUGAUGCACUUCAACAUGCAAGGAGUCUUCUUGGUGAUCCAGAGUUGGGAACUUUAUUGGACACGGGGAAUGCAGAUGAUUUGGAACUUCCAUUUUCAAAAAAUAAAGGAUUGGAUAAUUCUUCAUCAAAUAAGGAAAAUGAUCCUCGGAGUUGUUUAUCCCAUCAGGAAAUGGCAAAGAGCAAACUCAUGUCUAAGAGCUUCAUAUCUCCAAUGCGAUCAUCUUCCAAAAGAAUGCACUCAUCAGGAAACUCACAGAUUAUAAAUUCGGGAAUUAACUUGAUUAGACAAUUUGAUGAAGUUAGCCAGGAUGAUGUUUGCAGGUUGAGCAGAAACCUCACGUGUCAACAGGAGCGCUCAAGCAAUGGACUAUGUGUACCCAACACAAUGGUAGAUAACUCUUUGGCAAAUGGUAUUGAUUUAAGGAAAAAUCUUGUUGGAAGAUCGCCAAGCCGGCAAUUGGUUGACAUAUCAAAUACCAUUGGCACAGCUGCUGCAAAUAAUAGGCAGGCAACUAAUGAAAAGAGGAGAAUCAUAAGAACUUCUGUAUCUCCGUUCAAGAAGCCCCGAAGUUCCAAAUUCUAUACCCCUGUGAAAAGCAAUUUCUCUUUUGUUCCUAGUGGUUCGUCUAAUUUUUCCCCAGAACAUUGUUGUUCUAAAGGAAGGGUUUCCACUAGAUAUCCUUUCCCAGGAACAAGAAUCUACGUCAAGGAAUAUUUUGGAGUGCCUCCGUUAGACCACAAUAAGUUGGCACAUUCCUCAGACCAGUACAGGUGGAUAAGAUCAGGUAAUGCCGAAAGUUACACCUUCCCUGACGAUUCUGGUGUAAGAUACAUAGGAGCAGAAGAUUUCUUCCACAUGCUGAUUCGUUCUGGAGCUUCUGAGCAAUAUGCUUCCAAGGAGUGGGUAAAAAAUCACUACAGGUGGAUCAUUUGGAAACUAGCAUGCUAUGAGAGAUGCUAUCCAACUAAAGCAGCUGGAAAAAUUCUGUCAGUUUCCAAUGUGCUCGAGGAAUUGAAGUAUAGGUAUGAAAGAGAAGUGAAUCAUGGGCACCGUUCUGCAAUUAAAAGAAUACUUGAAGGCGAUGCUUCCCCUAAUUCAAUGAUGGUUCUAUGUAUAUCAGCAAUUUGUUUAAAUUAUGAACAUAAGCUUGAGGUUAGCUCUUUUGCACAAGGUGAUGCUGAAAAUCAUACUGCUGCUGCUGCAAAAGUCGAACUAACUGAUGGCUGGUAUUCAAUUGAUGCUCUUUUGGAUGUAUUGCUGUUAAAGCAGCUUGCUUCAGGGAAGUUGUUCGUUGGACAGAAACUUCGGAUUUGGGGAGCAGGAUUAAGUGGCUGGAUUGCGCCUGUUUCACCACUUGAGGUGCCAAGAACAGUUAAUUUAAUGCUGCACAUAAAUGGAACGUAUAGAGCUCAUUGGGCUGAUAGACUUGGAUUCUGUAAGGGUGUUGGUGUUCCUUUAGCAUUUAAAUGCAUCAAAAGCAAUGGGGGUCCUGUCCCGCUGACUUUGGUUGGAAUAACACGCAUAUACCCUCUUCUGUACAAGGAAAGGUUAAGUGAUGGAAGAUCAAUUGUGAGAUCAGAGAGGUUAGAAACUAAAGUUGUGCAAUCAUACAACGAGAGACGCUCUGUUAUUAUAGAGAGCAUUGUUUCUGACUUCCAGAGGGGGACGAAAUAUUCACAUAUCUAUAAUGAUAGUGAUAGUGAAGACGGGGCAAAAAUUUGGAAGAUACUGGAGAAAGCUUCUCAGCCCGAAGUUUUAUUGGCAGAGAUGAGUCCUGAUCAAAUAAGUUCCUUUGCAAAAUAUCAAGCAAACAUGGAGGCAAUCAGGCAGUCAGACAUGGAGAAGUCAAUUGAGAAAGCGUUGGAAAAUGCUGGCCUUGGUAAGAGAGAAGUCAUCCCAUUUAUGAGGCUGAGGGUUGUCGGUCUAACUAGUAAAACGUAUCAAGGAAAGGACAGUCCUAAAGAAGGGUUAACAACAAUCUGGAACCCAACGGAAAAACAGCAAAGUGAGCUGAUUGAGGGGAAAGCAUACAAUGUUUCAGGGCUUAUGCCAGUCAGUGCAGAUCCUGAUACUAUUUAUCUGCAAGCAAGAGCCACCUCCUGGAAACCUCUCUCUCUGCAAGCAGUAGAACAUUUCACGCCAUUCUUUACUCCUUGCAAAUCAGUGCCAUUGUCAAAUUUUGGAGCAGUUCCUCUUUCCAGAGAAUUUGAUAUUGCUGCAUUUGUCGUCUAUGUUGGGGAGGUUUACAAAGAUGCUCAUCAAAAGAAACAGUGGGUGUUUGUGACAGAUAGCUCCAUUACUGAGUUACAGUCAAAAGAAUUUUCUGAUUGUUUGCUUGCCAUCUGCUUCUGUUCACCAUGCAUGGAUGAUGAAUCCUUUGUACCAUUUAACUUUAACCUCGAAGGAUCAACAGUGGGCUUCCGUAAUCUCAUAAAGAGAGCAAAAGACCAAGUGAAUCGUCUCUGGGUAGCUGAAGCUUCUGAAAACUCGACUUAUUUCUUGAGUUUUGACACUCCACAUUCCUCUCAUUUAAAAAAUGCGGCUGUCUCUGCUCAAAGAUGGGGAACAUUCUCUCACUUGAUCGUGGAUAAGCUUAAGGAGAAGAUAUUAUUUAUCAUUGGUGAUGGUAAAGCCUAAUGGAGAAAAUAACCAA